Messenger RNA from Pistacia vera, 1644 nucleotides. RefSeq lists its product as uncharacterized. The coding region runs from base 262 to 1203 and encodes 313 amino acids. The record is from RefSeq and is a predicted model, not a curated record. The transcript has 7 exons. Lineage: Eukaryota; Viridiplantae; Streptophyta; Magnoliopsida; Sapindales; Anacardiaceae. Gene Ontology annotation, molecular function: 3'-5'-RNA exonuclease activity.
AUCAAAGUUUUGGUUUUGUCUUUUUCAUUUAUGCACAGUUAAAAAAAAAAUCCCACCUUUAACUCAAUCCCCUACAGUGAAACCACACUGUAACUGAGUUACCAAAUCCAUAAAAGCCCUCUUGACUCACCUGACAAGAGUGGCAUAUUCCAAACCCACUAAGCUUUCUUCUUUUGGUUAUGUAAAAGCAUGAUUUCUUGAUCCUUCAUCAUGAAGUUUCCAAGUUUAGAGCAAGAGGGUACUUGAUUUUUUGAUUAAAAAAUGAGUGUUUCUUUGACUGUUAUGACUUUUAAUCUCCAUGAAGAUCAGCCUGAAGAUAGUCCUAAUUCUUGGCUCAAGAGAAGGGAUUUGUGUAUCAGUGUCAUCACUAGUUACUCUCCUUUGAUUAUAUGCACUCAACAAGGUGUUAAAUCACAGUUGGAUUAUCUUCAGCAAUGUUUAACAGGUUAUGAACAAUUUGGAAUAUCAAGAAAAGGACCUGAAGAUACUUCAGAUGAACACUGCACCAUCUUCUAUGACAAAGAGAAGGUAGAAAUGCUUGAAGGUGGAACCUUUUGGCUGUCAGAGUCACCUUCUGUCCCUGGAAGCAAAGCUUGGGGUUCUGAAGUUCCAUGUAUUGCAACUUGGGCGACAUUCCAAUUGAAAGGAGUUGAACCACCUGGGUUUUCAUUUCAAGUAGUGAAUACAAAAAUGGAUGAGUUUAGUCCUCGUGCCCGUAGACGAAGUGCUUUACUCACAUGGCAGCACAUUGCCUCCCUACCUCCUAGCUUGCCAGUUAUAUACUGUGGAGGAUUCAAUACGCAAAAGGAAUCAACUACAGGACGUUUUCUUCUCGGGAGAUCAAGAGAACAUGGUGUAGUGGGAGACAUGCGGGAUGCUUGGCCUAGUGCUCGGGUACGAAAAAAUGUUUCCCUUAUACGAACAUACCAUGGAUUCAAAGGUAACAAACAAGGGGCUCUUGAAUUCCUCAAACUGAUUUUCCGAGCACUUUGCCUCUGCUGGGACCGCCAAACUCAGGAUCUACACAUUGAUUGGAUACUUUUCAGAGGUAGAUCUUUGAUUCCUGUUUUAUGUGAAGUGGUGAGUGAUAACAUUGAUGGAUAUUAUCCGUCCUCACACUAUCCCAUAUUUACUGAAUUUAUGCUUCCUCGUACUGUGAGAAUGAUUGAACCACCACCAAAUACAACUCAAGAGGAAACUUAAAAAUUCCAUGUUUCAAGGUUUACUCACACCCCCCUUUUUUCACCAUUGAACACAAAGCAAAAAUGCUCAUUGUUACCUUGUUGACACACAAAUUCUGUGGUCAGAAUGCACAAUUACCUGUCAAGGAGUUUUCUCUCCAUGGCGCGAUAGGAAUGGGGAAUUGUAAGCCAGUGAUAUGGCAUAGCUUGUGAAGUAUAUUUCGAUUUUGGUGUACCUAAAGUUUGCGAUCUAUCUACUUCUCCGAAAGGGCUAUCUAGGAUGGGGGAUUAUUCAUUUGCUGUGAAAGUGUUCUUGCUAGUGUUUCAAGAAUUGUUUCUGGGAAUGCCUUCAUUUUUUUUAUCUACCAUGAUGAUUAGUAGCUCAAAUAUUAUAAAUUUUGAGCUUUAUGAAUAAUAGCUGUCUUUUUCCUUCCUCAAAUUUCCCUGUUGGCAUGAAUUGAAA